Molecule: messenger RNA, 186 nt
Organism: Adineta steineri
Lineage: Eukaryota; Metazoa; Rotifera; Eurotatoria; Adinetida; Adinetidae
Source: the annotation of a GenBank genome assembly
AUGCGUAAUUAUCCGAAAGCACUUUUAUUUCAUGAAAAAGCACUUGACAUUCAACAACAAUCGCUUCCUCAAAAUCAUCCUGAUUUGGCUGGUUCUUACUACAAUCUUGCUGUUGUAUAUAAACACAUGGGUAAUUAUCCGUGUAACGGUAUUGACCGUUAUGCUUCACCUAAUCUAUAUCAUGAC